GCGAUGUUUUGCCCCGAGCUAGUGGCCACAGAGCAGGCUCGGAUGAGCCGGUACUUGGGUGUUCUGAGGAGGGAGAUCCGGGAGUUUGUGUCAAACUCCACUUACCAUACUUUUACUGAGCUUCAGGCGAAUGCCAGGAAGCGUGAGAUCGAGUUAGAGACUCAGGCCAGGGAGGAGGCCGAGUCUCAGCAGGCAGACCGGCGACCGGCUCAGUCUCAGCCGGCAGCCAAGCGGAUCAAGUCCGCCGAUUCGAGGACGGGAGGUUCGAAGAACCGCACUUGCGUAAAGUGCGGUAAGGGUCACGAUGGGGCGUGUCGAGCCGGUGCUUGCUACAAGUGUGGCAAGGAGGGACACAUUGCUAGGGAGUGUCCCAAGGGAUUUAUGGUUUGCUUUCAUUGCAACCAGACCGGCCAUCGGAAGGCCGAGUGCCCUCAGCUUCGUCAGGGAUCUGCACCUGUUGCCAGGACUACUGAGACUCGACCGGUGAAGGUCGAGGCCCCGAGGGCUCGUGGGAGAGCCUUUCAGCUGACUGCGGAGGAGGUCCGCGCUGCGCCCGAUGUUGUGGCAGGUACUAGCGAGGACCGUGGGAAGGCGCCGGCAUGAUCGAUACACACUGAA
Molecule: messenger RNA, 618 nt
Organism: Lactuca sativa (garden lettuce)
Lineage: Eukaryota; Viridiplantae; Streptophyta; Magnoliopsida; Asterales; Asteraceae
Source: RefSeq, a predicted model, not a curated record